CAAGGUAACAAGUAGUGGGAGCCGGAAAGGGGGAAGCGGUGGGGGAUGGUAGUGUCCGUUCCUGCCGGUUAAAAGGUCCGGGCCGGGUUUUGCACCUUGUCCCCGGGUCUGCUUGACGGCCUGGAGGAGCUGGGAGCCGCCGCCGCCGCUUCUGCUCUGUUUAUUGAGCGCGCUUGUCCUGGUAUCACUCCGCUGGCAUGGAGGAGGAGGAGGUGGAGAGCGCCUGAUCAUUGUGAUGGUGGCAGGAGGAGAAGCAGCCAGCGAAGCGGCGGCGCACUCGGCUGCCCGUGGAGCAGCUCGGCGGACGGCUGGCGGCAGACUUCGGAGAGCGACUUUUGCAGAUCGCGCCCCGGAUUUGUUCACGUGUUGACUCCCCCCCCCCCCCAGCUGGAGGAUUUGCUUUUUUUAAACAAAGGUUCCUGUUGCAGUACCACUGAGCAACUAAAGUACUUUUGAGAACACGGUGCGGCAUAAACACCCAAACUUUUUUCUCCCCCUUCCUGGCAAGGAAACACAAUCAGAAAGCGACUCUGCCUGCCUCCUGAUGCUGUGGCGUGUGAGUGCGGGGUUGUGUGCGUGUGCGUGCCCGCCGGUGUCUGUGUGUAGCUACGAGUGUGUCUAGAGAAGUGUGAGCGUGGAAAGAUUCCUCUCUAUGGGCGCAUGUGGGUGCGUGGCUCACGGUCGCGCUUUUAAUACACGGGGGAGACCAGGAAGGUUUUCGGUCCGGAUUUUGGUUUGGAAAUAAUGGAUUAUUAAAAAGAGAAAGACAAAGAAAUAAAGGGGGGGGGAGAGGAAGCUCUCCUCCCCGGAGUUUGCCACCGAACUGCCGCUGCUCAGUUUGUUGGGAUUCCUUCUGUGUUUGUUGAUUGUCUGGUGAUAACCUCACAGCACCACCUUCUGGGUUUGCUUUGGGUCGUUUUUGUGAUUGCCCUUGCCCUCUGCCGGAGAGGAUCUACAACCGAGGAAGAGAAAGGGGGCUUUGGGACCUCACCCCCCCCCCGGCAUUUGCUGGCCUCCGCUGCGUCCAUGGUCCGCUAAAGAGUAUCCCGUCCGGAGGACCCUCGUGUUCGUGCCUGGUGUGUGGCGCCCGCGUGUCAGAGAAGGGUGGGGGGGCAAAAGUUCUUCCAAAAUAGUGUGCACGGAGAAAGGGAUGGGGGAUUUUCCAGCCCCCGCUGCCGCCGCGAACGGCAGCAGCAACCUUUGCCUCAACAAUAACCUGAGCGGCAACCUCGGUGGGGCCGGCGUGACCGGCGCUCCCCACGGCCCUCUGCCCGGGAACGGCGCUCCUCACGGCGGCGGCGGAGGCGCUAACGGGAGCGGCGGCAUCCCCAAGCACAGCACGGUGGUGGAGAGGCUAAGGCAGCGCAUCGAGGGCUGCAGGAGGCACCACGUCAACUGCGAGAGCAGGUACCAGCAAGCACAGGCCGAGCAGCUGGAGCUCGAGCGAAGGGACACGGUCAGCCUCUACCAGCGCACCCUGGAGCAAAGGGCCAAGAAAGCGGGUGCUGGAGCCGGUGGCACCAAGCAGCAGCAGCUCUCCAGCAAGCAGCCGCAAGAUGCCGAGUGUGCCGCGACCGAGCAGAGGAACCACACGCUGAUCAUGCUACAGGAGACAGUGAAGAGGAAGUUGGAAGGCGCGCGCUCACCCCUCAACGGUGAACAGCAGAACGGUGUGUGCGACAGCAGCUUCUCCCCAACCAGCAAGCGGAUGCGAAAGGAUGUGCCUGGGAUUGAUGGAAUCAACAACUUGCCCAACAGCUUGCCUUUGCCUUCUCUUUCCCCACUUCACCAGCUUGAUAUGAAGCCCUCUUUACCUCUGAAAAAUAGUGGAACUCAUGCUGGGGGUCUGGAUGACUUGGGUAAAAAUGUCGGGCUGCCAGAAAUAAAACUCCCAAUCAAUGGAUGCAGUGAGCUUGAGGAUAAUUUUAGCAUUCUGCACAGCAACAAGGAGCUAAAACAAGAGCCACUGGAUGAUCCUAGCUGCAUCGACACUUCUGACACCUCCCUUUCCAAUCAAAAUAAACUCUUCUCAGACAUUAAUCUGAAUGAUCAAGAGUGGCAGGAGUUAAUAGACGAGCUGGCUAACACCGUUCCAGAGGAUGACAUACAAGAUUUGUUCAAUGAAGACUUUGAAGAAAAGAAGGAACUUGAAUUUCCCAGGCCUGCCACUGAGAUACAAGAGAGUGCAAGUGUUAAAAGUGAUCCAUCUCACUCCCCGUUUGCCCAUGUACCAAUAGGGUCUCCCCAGGUAAGGCCUUCUUCAUCAGGUCCCCCAUUUUCAAAUGUCCCUACAGCUUCUAGCAUAUCUUCUGCCUCUAGUGCACCCUCUGCUCCAGUCCUUGACAGCUCACCAGCAAAUUGUGUUGUCCAGUCUCCCCAGACUCCCAACCAAGCACACACCCCAACCCAAACUCAGUCACGACCUGGCAAUGGUUAUCUCAUGAAUCCAACAUCAGUGACAACGGCGGGCCCAGGGUCUGGUCCAGUGACUGUGUCUAGCACUGACUUGUCUCCAGCUGAGCAGCUUAAACAGAUGGCAGCACAACAACAGCAGCGAGCAAAACUCAUGCAGCAAAAGCAGCAGCAGCAGCAGCAGCAGCAGCAGCAGCAACAGCAGCAGCAGCAGCAGCAGCAGCAGCAUCCAAAUCAAACAUCUAGUUGGUCCCCUGUAGGACCUCCAUCUGUGGGACCUCCAUCUAGUCCCUAUGGAGGACCAUUCAAUACAGAUAAACCAAAUAGCCCAAUGAUGUAUCCCCAAGCCUUUAACAACCAAAACCCUGUUGUGCCUCCUACGGCAAACAACCUACAAAAGACUACAAUAAAUAACUACCUCCCUUCAAACCACAUGAACAUGAUCAGUCAGCAGCCAAAUAAUCUAGGUACAAACUCCUUGAGCAAACAAACCAAUAUACUUUCUUAUGGCAACACUAAACCUCUGACUCAUUUUAAUGCUGAUUUAAGUCAAAGAAUGACUCCACCAAUGGCCAAUCCAAGCAAGAACCCCAUGAUGCCAUACAUGCAGCCCCAGCAACCCCAGCAACUCCAGCAAACACAACUGCAGGCGCAGAUGGCUCAUUUGAGUGAAGAGCAGAAACGCAUGCUUAUCAUGAAGCAGAAAGGAAUAAUGAACCAACAAAUGGGCUAUGGAACCCUGCCCCCCCUCGGUCAGGACCAGCACACGGUGGGACUGUCUCGACCUACGGGCCCCAUGCAGUCCUCUGUGCCACCAGGAUCCAGUAAUGUGGGCACAAGUCCUAGCAACACCAAUUUCUUGAGCAGCCAGCCUCAAGCUGUCAUCAUGAAGCAGAUGCUGAUUGAGCAGAGGGCCCAGCUCCAGAUGAUGGAGCAGCAGAAGCAACAGUUUCUAAGGGAGCAACGGCAGCAGCAGCAGCAGCAGAUCUUGGCAGAACAGCAAAUGCAGCAGCAGUCCCAUUUGCCACGGCAACACCUCCAGCAACAGCACCGGAAUCCAUAUCCUGUGCAACAGGUCAACCAGUUCCAAGGUUCUCCACAGGAAAUAGCAGCAGCGAGGAACCAGGCAGCCCUUCAGAGUAUGAGGACUUCCCGAAUGAUGUCCCAGAACACUAGCAUGAUGGCGAUGGGGGCCUCCCAGAAUGCGGGGACAGUGUCUGCUGCCACUGGCCAAUCUGAAAUGGGAAUGGCUCCCUAUAGCAGCCCAGCAACCAAUCAACCAGGAAUGUACAAUAUGAACACAGCAAUGAGCCAAAUGUUGCAGCACCCAAACCAAAGUAGCAUGAGCCUGGCACCUAACCCAAGCCAAGGGCCAAGGCAGCCCAGCUCAGCACAAGGGGUUGGUAUGGUUGGCAGCUUUGGUCCAAACAUGUUGGUGAACUCCACCUUAUCUCAACAGCACCAGCAGCUGAAAGGACCUGUGGGUCAGGUUCUGCCCAGGCCACAAGCUCCCAGGCUUCAAAACAUGAUGGGACCUGUCCCACAAAGAGCACAGAACUGGCAGACACGAGGCUUACAAGGUAUCCCUGGAAGGACUAGCAGUGAAAUUGGAUCUUUCAAUAAUGGCACAGCUUAUCCAAUGCAAUCUGGUCAGCCAAGGCUACCUAAACAACAUUUUCCACAAGGUAUCAGUCAAUCUGUCAUGGACUCAAGUGGAACAGUAAGGACCCUCAGCCCAGCCAUGGGAAGGCAAAUGUUGCAACCACUCCCUGGACAAGGAACCAGUAAUCAAGCCAGACCAAUGGUUAUGCCUGCAAUAAGUCAGGCAGUUUCCACAAUGACUGGUUUCAACCAGUCCCCUGCACAACAAAUAGCAGGAGGCAACUUCACUCAGAGCAACCAAGGCCAGGUGUAUGAAAGGAAUCCUACUCAGGACAUUUCUUAUAGUUACAGUAAUGAAGGAGCUGGAGGUUCCUUUCCAAAUCUAGCAGAAGGCACAGACCUGGUAGACUCCAUCAUUAAAGGUGGACCAGGAGAUGAGUGGAUGCAAGACCUUGAUGAGUUGUUUGGAAAUCCAUAGUGCAUAGGUGUGUGUAUAGUUACAAACCAUCAUGGGGGUGUUUAAAAAAAGAAAGCAGGAUGUUGUCCAUCCUUGUUUCUGUUUUGUUUUUCAAGCUGUGCAAAAGCAGCUGAUUACAAGUGGCCUCAGUGGAGUUGAAAGCGUUGCCAAGUAGGCCUUGUAAACUUCCCUCUCAGCAGCCUCUAUGCCAUAGUGCAACCACUGCAUGUGGUAAGGAAGCUACUAAAACAGCUCUCCACUGUCCCUAGAAGGGCUUCACAGUGUCUAAGUGUGGCCAGGCACUGGCUGUCCCAAAGCAGGGCAGUUUCCUGCUCAGUUUCACUGGAACUGUUGUAGCUUUCAGAAUACAGGCAGCUGCUCCCAGCAAGAAAGCAAGGAGGUGAUUGUACAUGCCAUGAACACAUAGGUCAGAAGAGGUGCUGAAUUCUGGGUUGAACUGAUUCCAAGUUUCUCUGUAUACUUAUGUCUCUAAUGUAAUAGUCAAGGCUGGGCUACCUGCUUACAGAACAAUCAUGGAUUAUGAGUGGAGAUAUCCAUAGCAGAAUGCGUUCAUUUGGUGGAUGGUUGUCUUCUUUAGGUGGAGUGAAAACCCACACCUGGAUCAUUUGCCUUUGCCUUCCAGUUCCUCAAUUUUUAAUUCACUUUAAUGAUGUGGAAAAAAUCUCAGUAGGUAGCCGCCACCAAAGAUCGGAAUACACGUUUGAAAUAAAGGCAUUAAAAAGGGGAGAGACAUGUCAAAGAGUUUGAAACUGUUGACUUCUACCUUAUUCUUUUCCUGGAAAUGCAAGAUGUGGGCUCUUGCAUGGGGUUGGUAUACAUAGGGGUUGAUAGCUGAUGUUCAAAGUCUCUGAAAGAUUCUAAGGAGUUAAGGAGGUUACACAGAAGUCACACAAAGAAGGGCUGAUUAUUGUGUUGGCUAUGAUGGUUAUAAAUUUGGCACUAGUGACAUAUCUCUGGCUAUGGGGGAAGCAAGUUUAUGGUAAACAUCUGCUCAGAUCAUGUGCUGUCACUCAGAUUUGUUAAUAUAAAGAAGUUCCUAACAAUGCCUAGUCCUUAAAAAAAAGUUAGGAAGGAGAAAUCCUUCCAUUAAGUUAACUUCUAGUGGUAACUGAAGAUAAGUUUCCGAGCUUCCCAAAAGUCAUCAUCAUGUGGAAUUGUGUAAGCCACUAUUUUGUGUGAUUAGAAUCCAAAAUGCUUUGUCUAGAACCUAAGGAGCUAGAAGUCAAGUUUCUGGUUUCCUUCAUUCAUCACAACCAACUAGGCUUUAUAAAUGUCUGUUUGAUUAAAUUUAGUGUGAUGUCUUAUCAACGAACUGAAGAAUGAGAUGCUAAAAAAUAUUGUCCCUGACGUGUUCCUUGGCAUCUAUUGUCAUGUCUGACUGAAGAAACUGAUAAUGAUGGGAACUGAUGUGUCAUACUUCUGGUGGCCUAAGACCUUUUGCCAAUGUUGAACACAGAACUGGUAUUAAACAGAUCAUUUGGGCCUAAAUGCAUACUACAUGCAAUCACAUGCAACAGAAACCUAAUGGUCUUUCCCCACCUCCCAGAAAAAAAAACCUACUGCUAGAGCAAAUUAUUUUUAGCAGAGAAGCAGUACCAGGGAGUGGUACUUAACACUUCCACUUGAUUCACUGCUUCCCCACUCUAAAUGCCACUUUGCUGACUUUUGAGUUAGCAUGUUUUUUAAAUUGCUCACAUGCAGUCUAAUGUAUUAGUGCUGAAACAAUUCAGCUUGUGCUGCAGUAUGGAUCGGUGCACUUGCACUUCUGUGCACUUACCACAAGGUAAAGUAUUUAUUUUCCAGAAUUACUAUAGGGCCAUCUUCCCAUUCUUCCUGGUGAACUGUGUGGGACAAUGUACUUAGCUUGUUCCGUGCCCAACAAGUCUCUGGCAGUGGAAUAAAGGAAGAGAACUGCUUGAAGACACCCAGCCACUGUGUACCCAAAGAGUUGUGUCAAUCAGCUUUGUGUGUAUGCAUGUGUAUGCUGCAGGAGCCAAGUGAAGAUUGGAGGGGCACAGAAAGCCCUUUCCUUUAAACCAGUUGUUAAGGGUUGCAAAAGUUUUCAUUUACCUCUCUCAGACAGUUUCCUUGGAUUGGUGAGAAUGGGAAGAGCAGGACUUUGGGACUCUGAUUUGCACAAAAUCUAACGAGCAACUAAACUUCACAUUUGCCUUUGCAGAGAGGUUCAGGGACUAGUAUACAGUUUGAUAUGAGGCCUCAGAAUCUACUAUUACCUGUGUAAAGCUUCCUCCAAAUACUCUAGACUGGGACCAAGUAAUAAAGAGUCAAAUUUUAAUCUCUAUGUUUUGUUUUGGUUUUUUAACUAUGGUGCUGAUGUAUAUGAAAUGUUAAAAAAAGAAUUAUAUGUAAAUAUGUUUUUACAAUCCUGCGGAUAUCAUUGGGUCUAAUCUGUAAAAUAUAUGCAUAUAAAUAUAUAUAAAUAUAAAUAUAUAUAAAUAUAUAUAUAAAUGUUUGUUUAAAAUAGAGUAUUUUUAUUUCAUUCUUUAACUCAUCCUCACUGCAGUGGUAUUGCACUUCAGAUGUCUAAUUACUAAUUUGUACUGUAUCCUUGCUGGCAAAUUGCUCCAUUUUAUUCAGAUUUUUCUAGUUUACCUUUUUUUACUUUGUACAUGGAACAUUGCUUAUUUCCUUUUGAGAACUGUACAGAGCUCUGAAAAAAAACGUAGAAAGAAACUAAUAACAUACCAAUUUUAAAGAAAAAAAUAAAAUAUUGCUAUCUGAAA
Messenger RNA from Sphaerodactylus townsendi, 7236 nucleotides. RefSeq names its product mastermind like transcriptional coactivator 3 (gene MAML3). The coding region runs from base 1151 to 4492 and encodes 1113 amino acids. Gene Ontology annotation, cellular component: nuclear speck; nucleoplasm. Lineage: Eukaryota; Metazoa; Chordata; Lepidosauria; Squamata; Sphaerodactylidae. The transcript has 5 exons. Gene Ontology annotation, molecular function: transcription coactivator activity. The record is from RefSeq and is a predicted model, not a curated record. Gene Ontology annotation, biological process: Notch signaling pathway; positive regulation of transcription of Notch receptor target.